This is a messenger RNA of Triticum urartu, 2572 nucleotides long. RefSeq lists its product as uncharacterized. The record is from RefSeq and is a predicted model, not a curated record. NCBI's taxonomy places the organism in Eukaryota, Viridiplantae, Streptophyta, Magnoliopsida, Poales, Poaceae.
CCCCUCGCGCAGCCGCCACCCACCUCCACCACAUCCCCGCCGCCGCUGCCGCCUACGCCCUCCUCCCACACCGCCGCCAUGAAACCCCCUCCUCACCUUAUCUCCCGGUCGACCAGCAGCAGGUCAGGCGGAGGCGGCAGCCAGAUCCACCGCGUUGCUUCCGGAUCCGCGCCCUCCCCACCCCCGAUUCAUCUCCAAUCCCGCCGUCGAGACCCAACCCCGCCCCCACCGAUGACCUAACCCCAUCACCACCGGUGACCUCCCUCCCUUGCUCCUCAACACAACCCAACCCCGAUUCGAUUCAGUUCAUAGACAAAUCCCCUCCCACAUUGCAGCCGCCGCCACACACUGCCGAACCCCUCACAUCCGGUCGGUGGCCAUGGCCUCCGGUAUCUCCCCGACAGCCGCCACUCCCGUACCCUCUCCAGUACCCUUCCCUUCCCUACCCUGACCAGAAGAGGAAGAGAAGAGGUAGGAAUCCGAGCGAGCUGGUCAGGCGGCCGCCAUGGCGCAACCAGAUCUGCCAUGGUUGCCCAUGGUUUCUUCGACUUGGGCCUCGAUGGAGGUCGCCAUGGCCUGCUCCGUACCGAUCCUCUCUUCCUCACCUCGCAUCAGGCGGCGGCCAAAACGAGGCGGAUUUGCACCAUCGUCAAUGGCCUCAACGGAGGUGCUCGCAUGCCGGCUUCCUCCUCCUGCUUCUGCUCAGCCGCUACCGACGCCAUAGAGCUUCCUAGCCUAGCAGGAAGGGGGAGAAGAGACAGCGGGAUGGAAGGAAGGAGGCCGCCGAGGAGUGAGGUGUUGUACUCCACAGAGAUAGCAGACGCCUCUACUUGUGAUGUCACAUGAGAAGCAUAGGGGAGAGACCACCAUCGCCAGCUUGCUCCACCAUAAGUCGCGCUUGCCCUCCGUGAUCACCAUGGCACUGCUUGUCCUGGGAGUGAUUAUUCUCAUUGUAUACUUCAACAAUGGCUCAGGUACGCGAAGGCCGCGAGCGCCAAGGCGCACCUCACGCGCAGGGGCUGCCGGCAAGAAGGACGUGGGCGAGGCCUUCUUCGUCUUCAUGGUGAGUUCCGCAAGGAUUUCAAGCAUAAAACCCCAUGAACAAGUCUGUCGCUGCUGUAGGCAAAGCAACCGGUGGGAGGUGGAAGAGCUUGAGCGAGUCGAUCAUGGUGUACCAGCUUGCAAGGGUGUUGCUUUUUGCCACGGAUGCGGUGUCCGGCACCAUGACCUUGAGCCACACAACCUGCAAAUUGGUGGAUGGGUUGGUAUCCUCUGGUUUGAUCCCAGCAAGAGGAAGUGUUCUCUUCUCUUUAUCAACCAAAGGCACUUUCUUCUCUCAUGGAUGGAUGGGACUCCAUCAAUUUAGUAUCAGUUUAGGUGUUAGUAUGCUGUUGAUGCUUGUGUUGAUGCCAUGCUUUUUGUCUUGUCAUGUGCUGAUAUUAACUGGUAGCAUCAUCUCCCAUGAUUGCUUGCUUGCUUGCUUACUCUAUAACCUAUACUGCUAAAACAUGUUAUGCUACUCCUUGAUGCUAUAUCAUUUGCAAAUACUCCUAGGCAUCAUCUCCCGUGAUGUUGCAUUAGCUAUAAUCUGUACUGCUAAAAGAGGAGUGUAAACUGGAGUAAUUUUUCAGCCAUUCUAUUUGUUUUCUUUUGGGCGGAUGCUCUCCACUGGAGUACAGUUGGGUACUGCAUUUCUUUUUGCAUUCCUUUUUCAGUCAGUGUUUGAACAUUUUUUAAAGAUGAAUUGGAAUACUCCUGGACAACAAUACAUGGAGUAUAGCUGGAACUUCUUGCAGUAUAGCUGCAGCAGUCCAUUAGGAGUAGUUUUGCAUCAGUAGCAUUAGGAGUAACUUCUUGCAGAAACACUUUGACACAUAUUGUCAUGCAUCAGUAGCAUGUUUGCUUGUUUUGGAGUAGCGAUUAAUUACUUGUAAUGUUUUUCUUGUCUGAGCACACACACUAAAUGAAACUUUUUUAGAUAAUUAUUAUUAACUGAAACUGUUAUGUACAUGAAUAUAGUCUAUCUACAGCAAGUUACAUAUGUGGUGCAAAUGUGUAGAACUACUAGUACUAUGCUUGAGAUUUGAUCAUUAAUAUAGUGUAUCUAAAAUUGUACAUGAAUAUAGUGUAUCUGUAGUACUGUAAUAUUCUUGAGACUUGAUCCAAACCAUAUUAAUUGUUGCUAGUGAUUUUAUUAUCUACUUUUUGCAUCAUCUGAACAUUUUUUUGCUGCUGCAUAGUUUCUCACUCAUGAUUGAUCUAUUGCAAGGUGAAAUGAGGUUUUCAAAUAUUGAAGGAGGAGGACAAUAUGAACUUUUAUUCUGUCUUAUCAUCUAAACUUCUGUUUUAAUUUUCUUUGUCGUAGAAUAGUUCUGUUUGGCACUUACUGUUCCUGGGAUGUAAAGAUAUGUAUUGCUAGAAUGAAUGGUUGUAAUACAAGCAAUAUUAUAUUUUGGGCUCCUAUAACAUUGCAUGUUGCUUUGAAAAUGUAUCAGAACUGGGCUAGGCCCAAGAUAGCUUGUGGUGUGAUAUGUUGUAAUGUCAAUGGCAUAAUAUUUUUUGGAUUUGAUCA